This is a messenger RNA of Podarcis lilfordi (Lilford's wall lizard), 7442 nucleotides long. The record is from the annotation of a GenBank genome assembly. NCBI's taxonomy places the organism in Eukaryota, Metazoa, Chordata, Lepidosauria, Squamata, Lacertidae.
AUGACAAAUCAUCCAGGUAGCCAAGAAACAGGAUUCUACUUUGUGACAUCAGAGCAGCAUGAGAGAGAGAAUGGUCUUCACGUAAGACAUUCCAUCUUCAUCACCCCCACCCCAUUUAAUUCCUGAGCUACUGGAACAGAGUCAAAUGUUUGUUUGUUUGUUUGAUUUUUAUUUUUAUUAAAGGCACCUCUACAAAUACAAUAUAGGUACAAAUUUUUGAUUCAGAUAUUUUUUUCAUCUCAGAACUUGAACUGCAGGAGGUGAGCUGCGAUGCUGCUGAGAUUUCCUAGUUCAGAAACACAAGUCUUGGGGGUGGGGAGACCAGAAAUUCUUUACUCAAAUCACCAGGAGAAGAUGGUGACACCUAAAUUCUUAUCUGGGUUGAAUUUUAAGCCAGACAAGUGAGGAACACAACUCCCCACCUGCAUCUCAAAGUAGACCUCCUCAAUUAUUCGUACACACACACACACACACACACACACACACACACGACUGAAUUUAGGUUUGAUAAGGCCCUAAGUUACUGAAGAUAAUGGGGCCCUUUAUAUGUCCAGCUGUCCUUUGUCAACAACAAAUUGUCACUGUUUUUUGUGUUGAAUAUAUGCUAUAUGGUCAUUUACGGACCUAAUAAGUAUCUAAAGCCAUUUGCACAUGUUGCCAUGCAACCAGUCUAUGCAGAAUGAAGGCACCUUAUAUAUAGAAAGGAGCAAACCCGUGAUAUUUUAGGGAGCAGGCUAGCAGGCAAGGCCCAUUACUUACAGCAUAGGAGCCUACACAACACAAAACACUGUUGCUGUAUGUAGGUUUUAUUUCAUCUGUUUUUUAUCUUAUAUUUUGGAAAUGCACAUCCAGUUUUUCCCACCUUUAAAUUUUUUUGGGGGGCCCAAGAGAGUGGGGCCCUAAACUAUAGCUUGUUUAGCUUAUACGUAAAUCCAGCACUGCACACACACACACACACACACACACACACACACACCGUUCCAUGCUGCCUACCUAAGCUGGGCUUCCUGACAGUGGCCGGUGGAACUAAUGAAGGAAAGAAGGUCGUAGACGCACAACCUAAGAGUAUGCAAGAUAGCAAGGGGGCAAAAAAACAUCCUUUCCAUCUUCACAGGUGACAUCAGGCAGGAAGCAGAAUCACCCAGGAAAGGAGGGAUGUGGUGGUGCUGGGUGGAUGAACUUUGGUACCUGGGAAUAUUAAUGGUGAUCAGAGAGAACACAUAUGGGAAGGACCACAGAUCAAUGACAGAGUCUGCUUGGCUUACAGAAAGUCCCUGGUUUAGUUUGAAAUGCUCUCCAUCUGAAAUCCUGGCAUGUCACUCCCAGUCGGUGUAGAUAACAUGGAGUUAGCAGGACCAAUGGUCUGAGCUGGUAUAAGGCAGCUUUCUGUGCCCCCCCCCCUUUGGGCAGGAUGCAGUUUGACUGACAUUCCUUUGUAUAAAACAAGCCCGAAGGAGGCCCCCAACACACUCACAGGUCCUUGUAUGAUCAGUGGAAAUAGUUGGUCCUGUCAAAUAUUAACCACUCUCAAUUCCAACCUGAAAAUUGCCACCUGCCCAGAUAUUAACUUGUCUGAAUUAAUUUUAAGAUGUACAGUGGUACCUCAGGUUAAGUACUUAAUUCGUUCUGGAGGUCUAUUCUUAACCUGAAACUGUUCUUAACCUGAAGCACCACUUAAGCUAAUGGGGCCUCCUGCUACCGCCACACCGCCCCUGCACGAUUUCUGUUCUCAUCCUGAAGCAAAGUUCUUAACCUGAGGUAAUAUUUCUGGGUUAGUAGAGUCUGUAACCUGAAGCGUAUGUAACCCGAAGUACCACUGUAUUUUAGUUAACUGAUGUCUGUUUUUAUGCAUAUUGUGUUGUUUCUAUGAUGUUAGCCACUCUGAGCCUGGCCUUGGCCGGGGAGGGUGGGAUACAAAUAAAAUUAUUAUUAUUAUUAUUAUUAUUAGGUCCCAAAUUAAAGAAGAGGGAGAAAAUUUAUUCGGUUUGCGUUUAAAGGCAAACUUCUCUCCAGUGCACAAUUUCCGGUUUCUUCUUGGCAUAUUAUUGCUUUUUGCAGGACGAUGGCCAUUGGUGGCCACUGUGCCCCGUGAGUGUUGGGCCCAUGGGAGUCUUUCGACUUCUCAUAUUUGCACUUUCAUGGAUGAAUCUGGCUGCUGAAGGUAAGGUGUGUGCUUCUGUUUCUUUUUGUAGUUAUUAAUGUUAAUAUGGCUGAAAUAAGUAAAAGAGGGAGGCAACAGUUACAAGUUACCAGUUUCUGCAGCCACAGCAGGCGCUGUGAUUCUCCAGUGGUUUGUCUUCACCCCCAGAGGCGUAUUUCAUUGCCUCUUGAGACAGACGGGUGCCAACAACAAUAAAGUAUUAAGGUCAAUUAAUCCAGUUGUCUAGCAAUAUUGGUGUAGCAGGUUGCCAUUUGCCUCCACACCUGCAAGGAAGAUUCAUGAUGCAAAGUAACGGUUGAAAGGCCAUAUUUAUGAAUAUAAGAAAUACGGCAUCUGCAUGCCAUAUUUGGAAAGCGUUUUGUCUUAUUCUGAGACGGAAGCGACCUUUCGUUCCCCUGGGCAUGUUAAUAGCUGCUGUCUUAGGGCUUAGCCACACUUAACUUUUUUGUCCUGCAUGCUCCUCAAUAAUGCCUCAAUGCACCUAACACUUAUGUACUUCCUCUCAUGAGGAUACUAAAUGCCAAACCAAAAAUAUGGCCCAUGCCACUCCCAGCAAGCCAAUAAGAAUCGCCCAGAAGUAUAUAGAAGUUUGGUGGGGGGGUACUUCCUUGUUAACCUCCUAUGUUGCAAAACCCUGGUGUGUGCUGCAUGCAUACAUUCUAAGAUACAUUGCAUAUUCCCCCUUAAAAUAUGAUAUUGCAUGUCAGCAGGGGGGAGGGAUAGGAGGAGCCCAUACAGCACCUGAAAUGUCUGGCUGCUUGAACUGAGGUUCCUGCUGGGCUGAGUUACCAUGGAGCCCUGAAUGAAACUGAAUAUUGCUGGUCAUCUUUGAUGUGUGAAAUGUUGAUUAAUGUAGCGCUGUUUUGUAAGGACGAAAUCCCAAAUGAUGAAAUCCCAAAUUACAAUCACCACAUCAUUAUUUUUUACAUGGUCAUUAACAACUUCUUCUUCUCCUUUCCUCUCUCCCUCUCUCUUUCUGCAUUGGCAACUUGCAUAGAUAACCCAUUUGAUCCAAACCUCUCACGUGACCUACUCAUGUGUUGGCUCGACAAAGGAUUGUGCUCCAAGCAUACCUGCCCUUUUCUUUCUAGGACUACUGCACCAUGCGGCAAACGUGCAGUUUGCUGCACAAGGUAGACAACUCUUCAAUAUUAUUCUUACAGGUUUGGAAAUGCUUGCCACUAUUCUUUUUAACAGCCAUAUAUUUCCAGCUAUGUCCAUGUCGUGCUUCCCUGUGAUGAGUGCCUUUUUGAACAUAGCUGAACUCUUUAAUUUUUCCCCUGUAGGGAAAAAAAUCGGCUCUAAGAUUUGGAGAGUGAUUGGUGUUUGUGGGUCUAUAUAACAUUUGUGGCCAUUGUCGGUCCAAUCUCACCUGCCCCCAAGUUUUAAAACACUCCCCUUUUAUAGGGAUCUGUCCUAGAUUUGGUCUGGAGAGAAUCGGGCAGAUUUGGGUUUCAGCCAAAUUGAGUGAAGCAGUGGCAUAGCUAGCCGCUUGGGUGCCCUGCACACAAGCCCUGCAGCCGGGGGUGGAACGAGCCGUUCAUGGUGGCGCAGUAAACUGCCCAUGGGGGCAGGGUGAGCCAAGGCAGGGCACGCUGCAUGGAGCCUCUCCACCGCCUCCCCCUCAGCUGUAGGGUGACUGAGGCGGUGGGCAAACACUGUCGGGAUUCACAGAAUGCUGUGUGAGAUAGUGAGUCUACAGGCUUGAGUUUGCUAGCUGAUGCAACUGGCUGAUGCAAUCAGCCUGCAAUACUUUCUAGGCCGAAUCGCCUCCCCACACCAUGUCUGCAUGUGUCUAAACCUGCAGAGUGUUGCUUUGCAAGUGCAUUCACGAGCUGGUGAGUGGAGGGUUUGAGCCUGCAGGGUGCUGGUUUGCAAGGGGAUUCCAAUCUUCCUGGGAUCUGCUUCCCUAGCACAUUCCCUGAAGGGAACAGACUGGUGAAACAGACUCCUGCAGCCUUCCUUCAUGAUUCCCUGACCGUUAGAAUUCCUCCUCCGUGAUUGCAGUCAUGGGGUUGUUGUCUUUCACAUGAUGGUGUAUGUUUUGACUCCACAGAAUGGGAAGUGACAGAGACAGGGUGUUUGUGUUACUGUGUUCCGUGAAGUGGGACUAUUGUCCUUUGUUCUUUCUCUUUGCUGUCUGAUGCUAGAGAGAGAGGGAGCCAUGUUGCAGUGCUCCGUGUGUAGAUUAGCCAAAAUGCUGAGUUGCUGAGGUCUGUUACGCAAGCUGCGCAAACUCUGCGGAUCCCUAAGUGCGCCGGUGCCUGUUGGCAUCAGUCGCUGUGAUGUCCAGGCUGAAGAAAGCUAAUGAAGCUCCUGAAUGAUUGACCAGGAGGGAGAGAACAUGCCAGUCGGGCAUGUGUCUCUGCCAGGGUCUUACUCAAGUGUAGGACAAGCUCCUGACACUAACUGCCCCAGACCAUACUGGGCUGCCUGACACAGUGAUCUGGGAGUGUCUUCACCCCAGUGGCAUAGGAAGGGGGGUGCGGUGGGUGCAGGCCGCCCCAGGUGUCAUCACUGAGGGGGUGACAAAAUGGCCAGAUUAUGUGGUUUUUUAAAAAAAUAACUCCCUCAACCACCGCAUGCCCCUUCCUAUGCGGCUGCAGGAGUGAUUUCCAGAAACCAGAAGCAUUGCUUCCUCCUCCAACUUUGCAGGCAGAGCACAGCCUUUAUGGCUAGGAGCCUUUGACAGUCCUCUCCUCCAUGAAUCUGCAUAGUCCAGCAGCUUUUAAAAGCCCUAAUUAAGCAUUAACCUGACUCCCAAUUUGAUUCAGGACUGGAACCAAGGAAGCGGGGCUAGGCAGAGCCCUACACUUUUGUACUUGGAAUGUUCAAGGGCAGCGUUACAGUCAUGCCUCUGGCCUCCACUCCUGAAUGAUUGUCAGGCUUGAAGCUUAUAAUUCUCAGGUGUUUUUGCUUGGAGUAUUUGCCACCCCCUUCGUCUGGCCAGUUAUCAUACACAUUCUGCUCAACGUAAUGAGUCAAUAGAUGUUUUAUUGUGUUUUGAAUAUCUUGUUGGAACCUACCCAGAAUGGCUGGGGAGACCCGGCCAGAUGUGUGGGGUAUAAAUAAUAAAUUGUUAUUUAUUAUUAUUAUUAUUAUUAUUAUUAUUAUUAUUAUUAUUAACAAGAGUUUAAUGCCCAAGAAUAUUUUCAACAGCCUAUUUCCCCCUUGAUAUGUUCAUGGAUAAUAUAACUCACACAGGCCAUCAUUCUGACUUUCCCUUCCUUCCUUCCUUCCUUCCUUCCUUCCUUCCUUCCUUCCUUCCUUUCUUCAGCAUUGUAACAAAUAUGUGGCUGUGUGGAUUUGGUAAAGGUUUUUGCUCAAUGUGGUACUGCCCUCUCAAGCACUUUCAGUUUGGAAUAUGUGGCAGAGGAAGCCCAUGCUGUGUGAAGUCCAUUCCAGGAAAGUAGGCCAAUCUCUCCAGGGUAAGUCCAGAGAAAUGUUCAUAACUAUCCUUUCCAACUCCCAUCUAAGUACAUUGCCAGGAGAGGCAGUGGUGGCCACCAACACAGAUGGCAUAGACAAAUUCAUGGAGGGUAAGGUUAUCAAGUGUCUACUCAUCCAGCAGGGCUCUUUCUAGAUUGUUGUUUAGUCAUUUAGUCGUGCCCGACUCUUUGUGACCUCAUGGACCAGAGCACGCCAGGCACUCCUGUCUUCCACUGCCUCCCGCAGUUUGGUCAAACUCAUGUUAGUAGCUUCAAGAACACUGUCCCACCAUCUCGUCCUCUGUCGUCCCCUUCUCCUUGUGCCCUCAAGCCUUCCCAAACCAGGGUCUUUUCCAAUGAGGUGGCCAAAGUAUUGGAGCCUCAGCUUCAGGAUCUGUCCUUCCAGUGAGCACUCAGGGCUGAUUUCCUUAAGAAUGAAUAGGUUUGAUCUUCUUGCAGUCCAUGGGACUCUCAAGAGUCUCCUCCAGCACCAUAAUUCAAAAGCAUCCAUUCUUUGACGAUCAGUCUUCUUUAUGGUCCAUCUAUCACUUCCAUACAUCUCUACUGGGGAAACCAUAACUAUAGCUUUAACUAUACGGACCUUUGUUGGCAAAGUGAUGUCUCUGCUUUUUAAGAUGCAGCCAAGUGAGAGCUGGACCAUAAAUAAGGCUGAUCGCCGGAGAAUGGAUGCUUUUGAAUUAUGGUGCUGGAGGAGACUCUUGAGAGUCCCAUGGACUGCAAGAAGAUCAAACCUAUUCAUUCUUAAGGAAAUCAGCCCUGAGUGCUGAGUCCUAGAUUGUACUGUUUCCUAAUUCUGAUUACUAUGGCACAGAAUAAUUUCCUUAAUUUUGCAUUUUUUAAGUGAAAAGUUUUUAUUUGCUUCUCACAGAUUGGAAUGCAAUUAUAGUGAUAUUUUUUCUCUCCAGAUUUUCCACUCCUCUGAAUUUUAUUAUGGAUUUAUUGAUUCAAAAAAAUGCACCAAAGUGCAUUCAACGAUGUGUAUUUUAGCAUAAAAUGUACUUUAUUUAGAUAGUUUAUGGUGGUGAACCUAGUUCUAGUCAAAGGGCUGGCUGUUUUCCUUUCUGGACAAACUUCCAGGGGCUACUAGCCAAUGGAGUCCAGAAGCAAACAUGGGUAUGAUCAGAGGCAAAGGAUGAUGGAACAGAUUAUUAUUCCUAGAGGGCUGCAUUUGGAUCCUGGGCCUGAGGGUUCCCCAUCUCUGGUGUAUUUUGCGACAAAGUAUUUGCUUCAAUAUACAUUUUCAACCAUUUUCUAGCCCAAUUCCCUGCAAUGCAGGAAUCUCAACUAAAGAAUCCAUGAUACAUGGAUUUCCUACAUUGCAAUAGGAAAAAUUGCUUGCAAAAAUAUGUAUAUCAGACAAAUGCAAAUACCAAAAUAAAAAUAAGAACAUAUAUUGAGAGGGGGAGACAUUACAAAUGGAUGUAGGAAUGAGGUGACCUGAAUUUAAGAUGGGGAAAACCAGAAACGAAGAGAAGCCGUUAUAGACAGAUUCUUCAACAUUUUAGUGCAAAUCUUUUCUAGUAAACACAUUUUAUAUGCAUCUUUGCCUAAAGCAUACAUUUUUGCAAGCAGUUUCUCCUAAUAUGCAUGCUAUUUUCACUAAAAUAUGCAUAUUCAUGCACACUUUUCUCCAAUACAUACAUUUUUGUAAACCAUAUUUGGCUGAAAAACUGCAUCAGAAAAUUCAAAAAAAUUCAAGCAAAGGUGGUGUUUCAUUUCUUACGUCACUUCAGAAAGUGUGGAUUGGAUCAUUAUACCUUUAAAUGGAAAAUGAGUCAAAUUUCCCCUCCUGGCCAGCCUCACCUAACCCAUUAUAUUCUUUAAUAGGGUGA